UAAUACAACAAAGAGCAAUAUUAAGAGCUAAUGAUUAACAAUGUUUAUACUAAUUAUUGAUAAUAUCCAUGAUCAUCUCUAUAUCUAAUUUGUAUUAUAACUAUUCUUAUUCUAACUAUUUUCUUUAUUAUACUGAAACAGUUUGUGCCUUCAGUCUCUUGUCUCAGCACCUAGGUAAUCCUUCACCCACACAUCUCCAUAUUUUUCUGCUGCCUGAAGAACUGCCUGCUUUUCAGCAGCGGUGAGAGUCUGACUUAGGAGCAACACGUGAGAUCAAACACCUGAGUUAAAUUUUGGAAAGUUUCUAUAUAUCUAUCGGGGUCGUCAGAAAAUCGGCUUGUCUCCCUUUAUUUGCUUAAGAUCCUGUAAUGAGAAGGGAACAUGAAGCUUCAUAGCACCAUUUCCAUCAGGCAUUUCCUGCAGAGAGUAGACCACAAACUCCAAGCGUUAGAAACACAGUUCAAAGAACUAGACUUCACCAAGGAUAACCUGAUGCAGAAAUUCGAACAUCAUAGUAAGGCUUUGGCAAGCCAAGCAGCCCAAGAUGAGAUGUGGACAGCAGUUCGGGCACUCCAGCUCACUUCAAUGGAAUUGAAUAUUUUAUACAGCUACGUCAUUGAAGUACUUAUCUGCUUGCAUACUCGUGUGCUUGAGAAGCUGCCAGACCUGGUGAGAGGUCUUCCAACCUUAGCCUCUGUACUCAGAAGAAAAGUUAAGAACAAGCGCGUUAGAGUUGUAUGGGAGUCCAUACUGGAGGAGUGUGGGCUGCAAGAAGGAGACAUCACAGCACUUUGUACCUUCUUUAUUGCACGUGGUAACAAGGCAGAACACUAUACUGCUAAAGUGAGGCAGAUGUACAUCAGGGAUGUCACGUUCCUAAUUACUAACAUGGUAAAGAACCAGGCUCUGCAGGACAGUUUGCUGAGGGCUGUGCAGGUAAUUGAGAAGGGGAAAGCAGUUAGGACCCCUGAAAAGCAAAAGUCAUCCCUCGAAGAGUUGAUACCAUCUGUCAAAAACUAACCUGUUACCCUAUGACCCAGUGAUUCCACCUACAGUAAUUUAUCUUGGAAACAGCAAAAAGUAUGCACAAUUUAUUAUAGUCUUAUUUUUAUAGCAAAGAGUGAGAGGAUGUUAAAUAAAUUAUGACAAAUUGAUACAAUAGAUACUUUCUUUGCAGCCAUAUAAAAGAAUGAAGAAGCUCUUUGUGUAAUGAUAUGAAGUGAUCACCAAAUGUAUUGUUGUUUUCAAAUGUUUAUUUCCAAUAUACAUUGCUAAGUGGAAAAAAGGUGACAAAUAUAUAUAUAUAAAUAUAUAUAUAACACAUAUUAGUUUACAUAUCCAUAAACUUCUUCUGCAGAGAUACACAAGACAGUGAUAACAUUAGUUGUCAGGAAAGAAAGCUAAGAGGCUAGGGGUCAAAGACAAGAGGAAGUCUUUUCACUGUUAAUCCAUUUUUUACAUUUUCAAUUUUGAACCAUGUGAAUGUAUUACCUAUUUAAAAAAUAAACAAGGCCGGACAUGGUGGCUCAUGCCUAUAAUCCAAGCACCUUAGGAGGCCAAGGUAGGAGGAUCACUUGAGCUCAGGGGUUUCAGACCAGCCUGGGCAACACAGUGAUAGCAAUAGGAGGCAGGUAAAUUCCUAGGCAGACAGGGAGGGGUCCCUGGUGAAACUCAACCUUCAAGCCAAGGACAGUCUAAAGCCUGAAAACCAAGCUAUGAGUUCUGGAUAAAUCCAUGAGCCAGACUGAGAGCUCCCAUUCUCGUCUGGCACCCUCUCUCCUGAUUGGUCCUUACCCUUCACCUAUUUUAUACAUACCUACCCUUCCGCGAUUGGUCCUCUACACUAUCGUGCCUAUUUCUGAAUGGUGCUUUGUCAAGCAUAGCCACAGACCAAUCAGCAUGCACUUGCCCAUUUCUAGCCCACAAAAACCCAUAGACUCAGGCUCGUGGCCAGCAACCCACCUUCGGGUCCCCUCUCACUGCCAAGAGCCGUUCUGUCACUCAAUAAAUUCUACUUUGCCUUACUCA
Homo sapiens (human) is the source of this 2028-nucleotide messenger RNA. RefSeq names its product single-pass membrane protein with coiled-coil domains 1 (gene SMCO1). The transcript is spliced from 3 exons. Gene Ontology annotation, cellular component: membrane. The coding region runs from base 382 to 1020 and encodes 212 amino acids. The record is from RefSeq and is a predicted model, not a curated record. NCBI's taxonomy places the organism in Eukaryota, Metazoa, Chordata, Mammalia, Primates, Hominidae.